Messenger RNA from Phyllopteryx taeniolatus (common seadragon), 2510 nucleotides. RefSeq names its product N-alpha-acetyltransferase 35, NatC auxiliary subunit (gene naa35). Gene Ontology annotation, biological process: N-terminal peptidyl-methionine acetylation. The transcript has 23 exons. NCBI's taxonomy places the organism in Eukaryota, Metazoa, Chordata, Actinopteri, Syngnathiformes, Syngnathidae. Bases 158 to 2341 code for a protein of 727 amino acids. The record is from RefSeq and is a predicted model, not a curated record. Gene Ontology annotation, cellular component: NatC complex.
AGGGGCGACUUUUGGACGGGAUGCAAAAAACUACAAAUCCCAGCAGCUUGCCUUUACGGAUGACGCCAUAUCAGUGCGCUCGGGCUGCAGUUCCCGUGAAAUCUUUCCCCCUUUUAGCGAAAGCUACAUGGCUCAUACAACACAAUAAGUUGUCACCAUGGUGAUGAAGUCGUCGGUGGAGGAGGAUGAUGCCGGCUGGGGUCUGGGCAUCCCGGAGAAGAUGAAGAACAAUGCCAACUGGGUGGAUAUCACCCAAGAUUUCAAGAGUUCUUGUAAAGAAUUGAGCCUUGGGGAGUUGCUUCACGACAAGCUGUUCGGCUUGUUUGAGGCAAUGUCGGCCAUUGAGAUGAUGGAUCCCAAGAUGGAUGCCGGGAUGAUCGGGAACCAAGUCAACAGAAAAGUGCUCAACUUUGAGCAAGCCAUCAAGGAGAACGCCAUCAAAGUGAAAGAUCUGAGCCUUCCUGAACUCAUCGGAAUCAUGGACACAUGCUUCUGCUGUUUGAUCACAUGGCUAGAGGGCCACUCCCUGGCUCAGACGGUGUUCACCUGCCUGUACGUCCACAACCCGGACCUGAUCGAGGAGCCCGCCCUCAAGGCCUUCGCCCUAGGCAUCCUAAAGAUUUGUGACAUCGCGCGGGAGAAAGUCAACAAGGCAGCCGUGUUCGAGGAGGAGGACUUCCAGGCCAUGACGUACGGCUUCAGGAUGGCCAACAAUGUCACAGACCUGCGGGUGACGGGUAUGCUGAAAGAUGUGGAGGAUGAAUUACAGAGGAAAGUCAAGAGCACACGCAGUCGUCAGGGCGAGCAGCGAGACCCAGAAGUGGAGCUGGAGCACCAGCAAUACUUGGCACUGUUCAACCGCAUCAAGUUUACGCGCCUUCUCCUGACUGCACUGAUGGCCUUCACCAAGAAAGAGACCAGCUCGGUGGGGGAGGCCCAGAAGCUUGUUGCCCAGGCAGCAGACCUCCUGUCAGCCAUUCAUUCCAGUGUGCAGCAUGGCAUCCAGUCACAGAAUGAUACCACCAAAGGAGAUCACCCUAUCAUGAUGGGCUUCGAACCACUGGUCAACCAGCGCCUGCUACCGCCCACCUUCCCGCGCUACGCCAAGAUCAUCAAGAGGGACGACAUGGUAUCCUACUUCGGCAAGCUCAUCGAGCGCAUCAAAACCGUCUGUGAUGUCAUCAACACCACUAACCUGCACGGCAUUCUGGUAACAGCCGACAAUUUUUCAUGGAAAUGUUGUUUUAUUUCACGGUUGUUGUUGCCCGUGCAGACGACCUUCCUGAUUGACAACAAGAAAGUGUUCGGCACUCAUUUGAUGCAGGACAUGAUCAAAGACGCCCUCAGAUGCUUUGUCAGUCCGCCCGUCCUCUCAUACAAGUGCUGUCUGUUCAACAACCACCAGGCCAAGGACUACAUCGACUCGUUCGUCACACACUGUUCAAGGCCGUUCUGCAGCCUGGUCCAGAUCCACGGCCACAACCGAGCACGGCAGCGGGACAAGCUGGGUCAUAUUCUGGAAGAGUUUGCUACUUUGCAGGACGAGGCAGAGAAGGUGGAUGCGGCCCUGCACAGCCUGCUGAUCAAGUACGAGCCCCAGCGGCAGCACCUGGCCUGCCUGGGAACGUGGAUCCUCUACCACAACCUGAGGAUCAUGAUCCAGUACCUGCUCAGCGGCUUUGAGCUGGAGCUGUAUAGCAUGCACGAGUACUACUACGUCUACUGGUAUCUGUCGGAGUUCCUGUAUGCGUGGCUGAUGUCCACGCUGAGCAGAGCGGACGCGUCGCAGAUGGCCGAGGAAAGGAUCCUGGAGGAGCAGGUGAAGGGGCGUAGCAGCAAAAAGAGCAAGAAGAAGAAGAAAGUUCGUCCCCUGAGCAAAGAGAUCACCAUGAGUCAAGCCUACCAGAACAUGUGUUGCGGCAUGUACAAGACCAUGGUGGCGCUUGACAUGGACGGUAAGGUGCGCAAGCCUCAGUUCGAGCUGGACAGCGAGCAGGUUCACUACGAGCACCGCUUUGCGCCCUUCAACAGCGUCGUCACACCCCCGCCCGUACACUACAUACAGUUCAAGGAAAUGUCAGACCUGAAGAAGUACAAUCCUGCUCCGGGCUCUGCCGACCUCUACCUGGCUGCCAGCAAACACUUUCAGCAGGCUAAGUUCAUCCUGGAAAACAUCCCACUCCCCAGCCCGGACCCCGAGGUGAACGGUAUCCUGAGAGUGGCCAAACCAAACUUUGUGGUGACCAAACUCCUCGCUGGAGGACACAAGAAGGAGACCAUGGUGUUGCCCGAGUUUGACUUCACAGCUCACAAGUACUUCCCUGUGGUCAAGAUCAUGUGACGCUACAGAUCCAAUCACCUGCUGUGAUUCUGAUCCACCCCUGUUGCAACUGUGUGUGUGUGUGUGUGUGAUGCAAAUGUAAAUGGUGCGUGUGUGUGCGCAUGUGAUGCAACUGUAAAUUGUGUGUGGAAAUUUUUGUGUCGCGUUGACUUGUAAUAAAAGUGUUACU